Molecule: messenger RNA, 1840 nt
Organism: Xenopus tropicalis (tropical clawed frog)
Lineage: Eukaryota; Metazoa; Chordata; Amphibia; Anura; Pipidae
Product: immunoglobulin kappa light chain
Exons: 8
Coding region: 10-939 (309 amino acids)
Source: RefSeq, a predicted model, not a curated record
ACAGUCACAAUGAGCCAAUGUAAACUCAAAUUAUUCAUGAUUAUUCUUAUUUAUGCAGAUCCCAUACAAAGCGAUUCAGUUGAACAACCUGCCUCACAAAAGAGAAAAGAAGGUCAAGAAAUUAUCCUUAUGUGUACCUACAGUUCCAGCAGCUCCUACCCUUGUCUCUUCUGGUACAGACAGUACCCUAAUAGUCCUCUGCAGUUUAUUCUUCGGAGACCUGGCAAAUCUGGAGCUUGUGGUGCAUACCAAGCCCAGGGCUUUAACACAUUUAAAGCGGUGGCUGACUCCUCCAGUACAAGGAUGACCAUAACAAGUCUGGAGCUGAGUGACACGGCUAUGUAUUAUUGUGCUGUUGCUGAUUCCCACAUUGGAAACUGGGUGGUUUCAUGGUGUGUUGAGAGCGAUGCACUUACGUUUGGAACUGGAACAAAGCUCAUAGUGGAACCAGCUGUUGGUACCCCAGUUGCCCCAUCGGUGUUUGUAUUAAAGCCUCAGAAAGGUGACUCUCCCACUGCCUGUCUGGUGAAAGAUUUCACCCCUAAGGAAGAUGUUGAGAUCUACAUGAAUUCCACCCAGAGCAAUUCUGGUAUUAUAAGUGCCUCCCCAGUUGUCUCCCUGAAUGGAACGUACAGCGCUGUACAUGUGGACAGACUGGGGACAGAGGGGCUGCACUGCCAAGCCAAGCACAAAGGAAAAUGGUUCAGAGACCUAGAUACGCCUUUAGAAGCUAAAGAGAUCAGUCCUGAUCCAACAGAAGCGAGCGCUAUUGCAGACCCAGAUCAAAAGUGUGAGCAACCUGCAGCAAAACCCGCAACACCUGCUCUGAGCAACGAGAGGAUAAACAUUCUGUCCGUGACAGUGCUGGGAAUGAGGCUGCUUUUUGCCAAAACAUUGGCUUUCAACCUACUUCUAACCGCCAAAUUCUUUUUACUGUAAGUUUAGAUACACAGAAUGUAUUGAACAGUCAACUGAGAAAAAUAACCAGAUUUCCUGACUGACUGAAAUCAACUUCUGCGUAUUGGUGACUCCCAUAGAAGUUGCUUCGCUUAAUCUUCAUGUGAAUCACUGAAUUCAUUACUACUAUAUAGCUCUAUAAUUCAGAGUACAAUAAGUUUGCAUGCAGUAUAUUUCUAUUUAAAAGAUUUAUAUAGUUUCUUAACAUUUUUUUUUAUUUACUAACACAGUUCUAGAGAUUGUGGGGCAGCUGCCUUAAAAUGGUAUGUAAUACAUAGAAGUGAUUGGUGCAAUACAAUUCCUUAGAGCAAUAGUUCCUAAAAUCUGCAUCUGGCCCCUCUUUGGGACCCUGAAGCAAUGACUGAAGCAUGAAGGCCAGUUAGGGUGCAAUCUGGGUAAAAUGUGUAUUAGAUAUUCUAGAUAUUCCUAGAAGCCCGGUUUGGGUGAAAUUUGAGGUGAAGACAUAUGUACUGUCCUAUGUACUAUCUUAGAUAUUUAGCUUCAUGAAUAGAAUAGUGAUUUCAUAUAUUUGUAAUGUGGUUGCAGUUUAACCUCUGUCUUGAAGGGUCACACCGUUACCCACACCCCUGCUGUCAGACAGUCAACUGAGACGUUAGUCCAAACACAAUCAAAUAUGAUCUUUCAAAUGAAACCUGUAUGCAUCAUAACAGUAGAUAGCGUUAAGCCAUAAUCAUUGUCACAGGGUGGGCACUGAGUUUGUCCGUGAUAUCAACUCCCGCUAGUCAGCGGGCUUUUCUUCCACAAUGACCCACAGGAACCACACUGCCACGUGUAUCGGUUGUACAAUAUUCUAAAUUAAAAAUGAAAGAUUCUGUGUAACUGUGUUUUUGCAACUUGCAGAUAAAUAAACUAAAACAAUAAA